Molecule: messenger RNA, 7183 nt
Organism: Lytechinus variegatus (green sea urchin)
Lineage: Eukaryota; Metazoa; Echinodermata; Echinoidea; Temnopleuroida; Toxopneustidae
Product: monocarboxylate transporter 6-like
Exons: 5
Coding region: 76-1410 (444 amino acids)
Biological process (GO): transmembrane transport
Molecular function (GO): monocarboxylic acid transmembrane transporter activity
Source: RefSeq, a predicted model, not a curated record
UGCAGCUAUAUUUUGGUUGAUAGCUAACAUAGGCGUACACAUUUAAUUUGUUUGGUCGCUCAUUCAGAUGUAAAGAUGGAAAGCUGCCAAAAAAUUGUCUCUUCGCCAAGUUUUCCCGUAGUGUUAUGCAUCUUCUUAUCAGCAUCCGGUCAUGUAGGCAUUGUAAAGGCAAUUGGAUUAUACCUGGAAGAUAUCAAAAGUGAUCUUGAAAUCAGUUCAAUGGACAUUGGAAUGGCGCUCGGUCUCCUCAAUGCGUUCUUCUUCAUUCCGAGUCCAAUAAUGGCUGCACUCUAUCGACGGAAUUCUCUCCGUCGUCCGUUGGCUAUAUGUGGAUCGUGUCUCCAAACCAUCGGAGUGACCCUUUUUUCAACGGCAACCAACAGCAUUCAAAUGGCCAUUUACCUCUCACUGACUGGUAUUGGGAUUAGUGCCUUGAUGGUUAGUUGUAUUGUGGCGUUGCACCGGGUGGCAAAAGAGAAAUACAACCUAUGUUUUAGCAUCGGCUCGAGUGGUUAUGGCGCCGGCAUGGUUCUAUUCCCUCUCUUGGCUGGUUUCUUACGUGCUCCUUUCGGGUGGAGAGGAGGACUGCUCAUCAUCAGCGCUCUCAUAGCACACGUCAUCCCAUGUGCUGUAGGAAUUCAAAUUGAAUCAACUAAGAUGAUCACCGAGGUAAAUGACGUUCAAACGGUCCAACGACUGUCUACAGAGGGUUUAGACGAAGAAAAGGGUGAAACGAGUAUAAGUCAUAGCUUUGAAGAAAAUAUCAGACUCGGAGCUCUUCAUAGAAUCACCAACAGGCUACGGCAAACUGAUUUUUACAAGGAUCCAAUAUUUAAUGUGAUAUUCGCUGUGCAGUUUGCAUUUGACAUGGUGUACUGUGGUUGGCACUCAUUUCUCGUACCGCACGUAGUGCAAAGAGGAGUCUCUGUCAGGAAUACGAUCAUCAUAACCUUCUCAGCAGCAUCUGGGAAUACCUUCAGUAGACUUGGUGUGGGUGUCCUUACCAACCACCUCUUCAAGCCGAUCGAUGUCUACAUCUUUGCUGUCAUCCUCAACAUCGGCGCUCUCCUCGUUGACGUGUUUGUCGCCAACUUUUACGUCAUGUUGGUGACGUCAUGCUUCUCCGCAAUGUCCAUUGGAGCGAGGGCGGUGGUGACAACGCUUAUUGUGAGGGAUAGAGCCUCCCCUGGUCAGUUUGACGUCGCCUUUUCAGUUGGCCGGUGCAUUUCUGGGGUUGGAAUGUUCCUCGGUGGCUAUAUUGGAGGUUUAGUUGCAGACCGUUUUUCGUCGUUUAACGCUACAUUCACAAUGCUACCAAUCAUCGACGCCGUGGUCCUCAUUCUUAUAUUGAUAAUGAGAUGUAACCCAAAGAAAAUCAAUCGUGACGUUAACACAUCAAAGUCCAUUUAGAAAAUAGAAGAUAGCUUAAGAUACUGAACGGAAAUCGAGAACGGUAAAUCUUACAGCAUCAUUCGUCAAACAUGCACAAUAAUUUUACGAAAGAUUUUAAGCGUCAUCCACCUGACGAGAUAUGCAAUCACAUGGUUUUCAUUAUCAACAUUUUCGUUUUAGUUCAAUAAAUUCUGACUCAAGGGCUCAGUGUUGUGGUUAUGUUUCUGUCACUACGUAAAUGUAGCUUAGCUGUCAAAUACCCCUAAUCAACAACACAUCGCCAAGGGUAGGUUUUCUGGAUAUAGCUUACGCAAAAAUUGAGUGGUCCAAAACUAGAACUUUGAAAAUAAACUUAUCUGAAAAAAAUCUUCUUCAGACUGUCAAAAUUUGACGUUGUAAAGUUUAAAACAGACGAGAUAGAGGAGAUUAGUAUUUCGAAUCUGCUCAGACGCUUCACCGAGAUCGAGCAGGAGGUUCAUUUACAUACCAUGCUUGAAAGAACAUAUGGACUUUGAAAUCUGUGUUUUCCUUGAUAUUUGGUAAAGCUCUCAUUGGUAUUGUUCAACAUUCAAUUGAAAAGUUGUUUAUAGAUGUUGACAAGUUUUAUCGUUGUAAACCUUAGAAUGUCCCCUUUCAAAAUAAAAAUCUCAAAAUUCAUAUCGGGAGAGUUACUGUUGGUUUUGGGUCAAUGGAGUGGCAAAUCAGUGUGGCGCAUAUACUUUUUACCAGUAUCGCCAUGAGUUAAUACGAUGGUGUUAUGUACAUAUUGUGGCGAUUUGUUAAAAACAUUGAAAAUUAUUGUCAUUCCUGAUAUUUAAGUUGUAGUUCUUUAUAUGAAAAUGAGUAAAUAAAAAUCACUUUAUACCAUUAUAUUUUUUUCAUGAUUUUACUUUAAAUAGGCAAUUGAGACAUUCAUAGCUAUUCAAUUCGAAAUUUAUAUUUUUGUUUGAUUUUAUGUAUUUACUCCCAAAAGUGCUAUCUCACAAAUUAAUUAAACAUGUAGGAUCUAAUAUUUGGAAUUCAUUACCUUUAAAUAUACGAAUUUGUAACAAUAUUUUAUCAUCCUAGAAGUAUAGAGUGCGUUUCAGAAAAAAAGUAAUCCAAAUCUAGAGGGCUGAUAUUCAUAUAUUUAAUUUUGUGAAAUAAUUCUGCAUGGAUAUAAAUGAGAAACUUAUCAGCGUUCCAUUUAUACCCUUUUUCUACCAUUUGUGCUAUGUUGAAGACAACAGGUGCAGAGAUCACUUUUUCCAAGUUUUGGUAAAGUGGGUAAAAUGUGCACUCGAUAAAAUAAUAUGUUUUCCAAAGUAAUUUUGGAAUGAAGUGUUACUUGAGGCAUUUCUCAGAAAUUAGUGAAAAUUAAUGUCUUAUCAUGGACCUGCGUGGUAUUAAUGACCAGCACCGUCAACAUGCCCUCCUCUCUUUUGAAAACAAAGCAGGAAGAGAGGGAGAAUAUCUUGGACAGCUCGUCUCACCAUGGUCUCACCAAUGGCAAUGCCGGAUCAUUGUGCAAAUCAUCCACCUCAUAUCGAAUUAGGCACUGCAAGCCAUCAAAAUCUUGAGGAGGACUUGCAAAAAACUUAUUUUUAAGUGUCCCUUAAAGGAAAUAAUCUCAGGGCUGGCGGUCAGGCGCUCUUGGUGGCCAUUCAAUGCUAUGGUUGAGGGCGACAACUCAAUGUCCAAAGAGUCCUCUGAGUCUAUCACGAAUAUCUUGGAACCAAGGGCAGGAGCGCCAUCCUGAAUCCACCAAAGAAGCAUGUACACUCCUUACAAAUGUCUCUCAAAAUGUUGGUCCAACUGUGAUAUGAUCUCCUUGUUAAUGGUGUGGAAGUACAUUUACUGAAUAGCACUCGUUUGGAAGAGAAAGGGUCCAAUCUAAGAUUUUUGCCAGCUCAGACAUUGAUGAAGGUAUUUUCAUCAGCCUCUGCCUUUUCAUAGAGUUUUCAAAAACUUGGAAACAGUGGUCUCUGCACCUUUUGUCUUCAACAUCAAUUAAUUCGGUCAUGCGUAGCGCAAAUGGCACACAUAGGGUAUCAGCAGAAAGCUGGUGAGUUGUUCCUUCAUAUUCAUGCACAAUAAUCUCACAAAAUUAAAUAUAAUUCGAAUAUCAGCCCUUUAGAUUUGGAUUACCUUUUUUCUGAAACGCACUGUUUAAAGGACUUAUUUCACUCAAAAUACUGUAAAUGAUACUUCAUACCGUCAUAGGUGCAAGGUGAUGUUUUUUUUGCUUUAUUAGAGAUGUAAACGAUGUAAAUAUCUAAGUAUGCUACAUUUAUAAGGGCAUUAUGUUCUUUUUAAUCUUAUUUGAAUCGGCAAAAUAAUCAGUAAUGACGUACACCAUAGGCUGAAAAUCAUUCAUUCUUUUCUGGUUCAUGGGCUCAAAUUGUGUGUGUGUGUGGGGGGGGGGGGGUGGUCUUAUAAAUAAAACAAAAUAUGCAGAUAUUGUGUACCCGAUCAAAAUGAAUUGUGAUGUGAAAUCGAUGAAAUAUUCAAUUAGAUGUUUUAUUUGAUUUUCGUCGCAAAUGUAGUUUGGGGAUUCAUGAAAACUAACCAUGAAUUUCAAAGAUGAAUUCCAGGUGUAAAGAUUUCAAAAUGAGUUCAUAAAAAAUCCUACAACGACUACCUAAGUCUCUGAAUGUGUGAAUAGAAAUAUGUGCCGAAGCAUUCUGAAAAAAAUGCUGAUAAAUGGGCAAAAUUAGCAUGACAUGUUACCAAAUCGUCGGGUCUUUUUCCUAGGAAUUCAAAUAAUGUACCGUCCCACAUGUGCUUAUCUGCGUUGGUGAUCUACAGAGUGAUCGUUUUCAGCUUUACAUUUCAGGAAUUCACAAAGUUCAGUUUAUGCUACUGUACCAAAUUUAGAUCUAGGGUGAUAUGGCAAAAAAAAUAACCCUAUUCACAGACUUUCUGAUGAAAUGAGUGUCUACUGCAACUACUUUUAUUUCUCUGUAGUGACAAUUAUAACGUUUUUAAUAAAAAAUCAAUUCUUACCAAAUUUUGAAACUAGCUAUAGUAAUCCAUAAUGUUCCAUCCCUUAAUAUUAUAAUAUAAAAGCGCAUACAAUGAAUGAUACGAUGAAACAAGAAUACAAUUGCUUUUCGCAAUAAUAUUUGUUUGAUGCAUUUUAAUUUCGAAAUUUAAAUUAUUAUUGUCAUCACUAUAAUAAAUACAAUAAAUGUGAUUAUUAUUGUCGGUGUAAAAAUUAUUCUUUUUCAUUUUACAUUAGACAAAGUCAACUUUACAUAUAGGUUAACAUACAAAACAAUUGUUUCAUUUUAAUUCAUAGCUAAAUGUUAAAAAAGAAGAAUGGUUGGAAGAUUUUUUCGUAUAAGAAUAACUGAAUUCCUAAAGAUAUCCUGAAUGAAUAAUUCAUCAGUUUAUAUGUGAUUAUUAUAUUCAUUACAAUUACAGCCAUUAAUAUCUUUGUUUCUUUCAGUAUUUCUAUCAUCUAGUUGUGACGAAAGUUUAUCAAUUACUAAUUAAAAAACAUUCAGACUCUCUUUUUGCCCCAAAUCGAGGCGCAACAAUUAUAUGCAAGCCUCGCAACUCAUAACAAUUACCUAUACAUCAUAUGCAUAUGCACCAAUACAUUUCAGUGAUUUCCUUCAGCUUUAGAUAUUGAAAUGAAAUUUUGCUUCUACUUUUGAAGAAAAUGUUCCUCAUUUUUUUUAUAUCUAACAAUCAACACUAGUUACCGAAAUAAUAGCAAAUAAAGAAUCAGAAUAUCACAGAGUUAUUUCUCCAGGAAUCAAAUAAUAAAUUUGGAGAAAUACAAAAGACAUGUAACGCUUUAUUACUAUUUCGUAAAUCCGUCAAUAUUACAUGUAUGCAAUGUUAUUUCAUUGCUUUUUCGAGUUAUCAAUAUAUACCAACAUACCAGAUACAUACAAUCAAACCUACGUUUUAUUCAAGGACCAGAUUAAUCCAUCAAAACCACAUAUAUUAGAAUACUUUUUUUUAUCAAGUAAAUCAAGUAAUUUUUUUGGUGAGAGUAAAUGCAUGGCUGUACACAUAAUCAGUGAUUUCACUAAAAUCUAUAUUUGGAAAGAAAAGAAAAAAAAAGAUCUCGGGCAAGAAUGGCUUUAAAAGAUGUUUGGAUUACAAUCAUUGCAAAUUAUAUUCAAGAAUGAAAAAAAAAUAGUAAGGAUGAUUCAAAAUCAAAUAUUCACCUUUGAUUUUUUUACACAAAGUCAUCGUCACGGUUAUUUCACGUAUUAUGAUAACAUCAUACGAAGGCAAAUUUUAAACGUUCUGAUAAAAUGUAUUCAAAUGUAGAUCUCAACAAUAUCUUUUGAAUAACCUUUUACCUUAACAAUAAUUUUUAUCCACAUAACGUCUCACACAAUUAUAUUUCUUGAAAGGAACGCAAAAACGAUCAUAUAAAUAUUAUGUACAUUUAUGUACAUUUAAUCCAACAUGAUCGAGAAGAUUUCAGGUAAGAAAGAAAAUAAACGUAUUUUUGCAUAACUCCACAAACAUAGUACUUUCUGCAUUUUGUAAAGAAAUUAACAGAUAAUUCGUAUUUACAAAUCGUGGUUACUAAGUGAAAUAGCACCAAAAAUGAUUGCAAAAUAAACUUAUGUCACGAUAAUCGGUCUCCAGAGAGUAGAAACUGUGUAACACUUGUUAAUGUAAUGAGGUGAAAUUAAAUUAUGAAAAUAGUGCUCGCAUUAGUAAAUAACCAAUUUUAACUAAUGCAAGUGGGUAAAUACCAUCUAUUGAAAGAAAAAAAAGAGCCUCUGUUGAGGCCACCGACAACACUUAAAGUUACUGACCGAAAGGCCAAGUGCGCAUAUUUCCCCCCCCUUGAGUGUGUGUGUCGUUUCUUAAUGUUGGUAUGGCCCCACAAUUAAAUUUAAAAAGGUAAGUUUUUUUAUCACAGAUUUGAUCUGUCAAUGUUUGUUCGUGUUCUCAUAUCAUGACGUUGAUUUUUCCAUUGUGGCGUCAUUUUCCCCAAAGGCUCUAUCUCCAAAAGCAUUAGAUUCCCCUAUUUUUUGGUAAUAAAUACAUAUUAUUUUCAUUUGAAAGACCUUUGAAACUAUCUAUCAUGGGAUAAAAAGAAAAAGCAAACAUAUUUUUUUCUGUUUACAAUAAAAAUGCAUGCAAUUACACAACACAUCUCCCAUAGCAUGAUUCUGGUCGAUGAGAACAGUCUAUAAUGUUUCAAAAUCAGCAUAAAUAAAGCCAUUUGGUAAGUAGUGCAAAAAAUCUUGUAUCGGUGUAUCCAGCUAUUUGGCUUAAGCCUGUCAUCGGUUGGCCUAUAUAGAUACGUUGGCAGCAACACGGCGUUCUGAUUUUGAAUUGUGCCUCUCCAAUCAUUAUUCUCAGACUAUUGUCGGUAGGAAUAUUAUUUCAAGUAUGUUUUUAUCUAAACGAAUUUCGAACAGCCUCGAUAUAUUGAUAUUCAAGUCACUGCACAAGCCAAUCAUGUUCAAAGUGACAUGCUGAAUAACUAAAUAAAUUACACGUGAUAAUGUAUUAUGACCUUCAUGCCACAUUUGUCAAUCUCAUGAAGUAGCGAACAUACUUUUAAAUAUUGUCCAUAUUUUGUUCCGCUCCAGGCGACCGAGUUGGAUCGCUCCUACAAUAUAUCUCACUCCCAGAUAACAAAGAUUUUUGUCGUGAUCACAUCAAAAUAGGACCUUUGCUAUUCGAAAGAAUAGAAUAUUCAGACGCCAAGGAGAAGAUACAAUCAACAUUGUCAAACAGUUCUGAAUACCUUUGCAAACAAUUAUGUCAUAAACUUCUGCAGGUAUUUGUUCUAUUAACAUCAUGAGUUUGCGACACAAUGUGUAUC